Molecule: messenger RNA, 1895 nt
Organism: Rhodamnia argentea
Lineage: Eukaryota; Viridiplantae; Streptophyta; Magnoliopsida; Myrtales; Myrtaceae
Product: protein PHR1-LIKE 3-like
Exons: 6
Coding region: 968-1705 (245 amino acids)
Molecular function (GO): DNA binding; DNA-binding transcription factor activity
Source: RefSeq, a predicted model, not a curated record
UUUUCCAGCUUUGUGACUUGUAAAAAGAAAAGGUUAUGUGAAGAUCCUUAAUUUGUUCAUGGUCGUCCGCCUAUUAAAUCAUACAGGCUCUGUACAGCAGUAUAACUAAGAAGUUGGUCCACAUCUGUAACAUUCACGACCACCGAGGCUUUUCCCGUUAGGUCAGCUACACGAAUAAUUUUACACCAUUUUAUUUUGUUAUGAACUGUUAUCUCCAUACUUAAAUAAUGGAAUCUUUUGAAGAAAAUCCGCCAACGAAAGCAACAAUAAGCCUUAUUUCAUUAAGUGAGUUGGCUACAGGAAUCUUUAAUGCCAUGUCUUCUGAAGGAUCUAGGUUCUCCAUAUCUUUCUUAUCCUGUUGUAAAAAGGAUCCAAACGUUAUUUGCGAUUUGUUUGUCACCACUUUAUAUAUCCACAAAUGAAAGCAAGCUUUUGGCCUUUUCUUUGCAAUUCUCCAGUGGUUUUAUUUUGGUCCAAAAAGAGUUGAGGCUGCUAUCGUGGUGUCUCAUUUAGAUGCAUGGUGAUGUUGAAUCUCACACUUCAAUGAAUCGCAUUUAAUAGCCUUCUCAAAGUCUUGGAGUUCAGAAAUCUUGUGCCAUCAUUUGCAUCUAAUGCUGCAGGAUCUUUCUUUAGGCUCUCUUGUUUUCUUGCAGCAUUCUGUAGCAAUUAUAGGAGAGACAGGGGGGAUUGGGAAACAGAUAGUCUUUGCUUUAGCUUUGCUGUCUCUUGCAUUCGAUAGUCAUGCGACAUAGUCAUGAUUAACAUUGACUUGGGUGAAGCCACAUCUUAUGGGUUGCAUGAAGAUUUAGACUCGGUGUGUUCUACGUUUGGUUUUGCCUACCCUGUUUCUGCACCCGGGCAUUCAAGCCCAAUGUACAAUUUGGAUAUACCGUGAAAAUAAUUGAGGAGUAGGACUACGACUGAAGUCUCCCAUCUUUUCUUAAUUGAAGCUACCCCAAAGGCCAUUAUGCGGACAAUGAACGUUAAAGGGUUGACUCUCUUCCAUUUGAAGAGUCACCUCCAGAAAUACAGACUGGGCAAGCAAUCAGGGAAAGAUGGGGCGGAUGCACCCAAAGAUGGAUUGUCAGGUUCUUACCUUUUAGAAAAUCCUGGUAGUGGUAAUUCUUCCCCGAGCUUACCAUCAUCUGAUCUGAAUGAAAUAAUGGGCUUUCGCAGAAAUCACGAAGUCAAAGAGGCAUUAAGAGCACAAAUGGAAAUGCAAAGCAAAUUACAUCUUCAAGUUGAGGCUGAGAAGCACUUGCAAAUACGCCAGGAUGCGGAGAGAAGAUACAUGGCAAUGCUUGAGAGGGCUUGCAAGAUGCUCGCAGACCAAUUCAUUGGGAGCACAAUCAUUGAUACUGAAAACCAAAGAUGCCAGGCAUAUGGGGUUAAGAUGCCAAGAAACCUGUCCAUUGAUCCAUUUGGCUUUUACUCGCAUGAGGUGACUGCAGUACAUGGCACGGAGGAUGAAGUUCCACCGAGCCUCCAUUCACAGCGGGGCGAUUGCUCUACUGAAAGCUGCUUGACCUCGCAUGAGAGUCCCAGAAUUUUGGCUCUUGAAGAAUCUCCAGCUGGAGGAAAGAAACGACCGAUGGGCAUCGACUCAACGAGCGCACCUCUUAUUUGGAGUGAAGCUAAGUUGAAGAUCCAGGAUGUCGCAGUGCCCCAGGUAAGCCCUCAUGGACUUGCUGGCUUUGGGAUGUAGGGCUGAAUAUUCUGUAUUCAAUUAAUCUGGCUAAUUGGCCUAGCUCCUAGCCCGCCCUGCAAUUUCAAGUGUAAAAAAAACGCGGGUUCUCUUAUUGUCCUCUUUCUCAUUGGCAGAAACAGUUGAAACGACUGCCUGAAAAACCUGUAAAUUAUUGACGCUCGGAAUGCCUAGACUCUUUAGUUUUCGA